Messenger RNA from Rotaria sordida, 576 nucleotides. Lineage: Eukaryota; Metazoa; Rotifera; Eurotatoria; Philodinida; Philodinidae. The record is from the annotation of a GenBank genome assembly.
AUGACUCGUGGUUUAAAAUUUACACGUUUACUUCAGCGUUUGCAAAAAUGUUCUGAAAGUAUUAUGUACCACGACGAAAUCAAUUCUGUUGUACAACGAAUUAAACAAAUGGAAUCAACUACGAUCCCAUUUCAAUUUCAUCCUAUUCAAGUUUUCGAUGAAACAAAGCAUGUAGUAGAUGUGAUAGCUAAGGAAUAUCUUCAAAAAGCUACUGGUGAUACACAUCAUCUUGUUCCUGUUGAUGUUUUUGGCGAUGGAAACUGCUUAUAUCAUUCUAUUGUUGUUUUUAUGAACAAUCCGUUGGUGACAGUUAGUGAAUUACGAGUUCGAACAAUUAUGGAACUUAUAACUAAUGAAAAUGAUUAUCAAACUAUGUAUUCACAAUAUUUGGGGCCUACCGAUAUCGCUAUUAAAGCUAUUUGCAAGAAUUAUACGUUUUCUGAAUUAUAUGAAAUUGCUGCACUAUGUAAUGUACUUCAAUGUAACAUACGAAGUGUCUAUCCAAAAAUUGAUUUUCAUCAUCAUAUGGCAAUUUGGGAUAACCUCUUUACACCUAUUCCACCUGUUAGUUCCAAU